Anastrepha obliqua is the source of this 1278-nucleotide messenger RNA. RefSeq lists its product as uncharacterized. Bases 1 to 1278 code for a protein of 425 amino acids. The transcript has a single exon. The record is from RefSeq and is a predicted model, not a curated record. Lineage: Eukaryota; Metazoa; Arthropoda; Insecta; Diptera; Tephritidae.
AUGAACAAAGAUCAAAAACAAACAAAAACUUCGGGUAACGCUACAAAGAAGACGGACAAACGGACGGACACAAACCCAAAACGAACGGAUAUACGGACGCACCCAUUGACACAACAGAUGGACAAAUGGACAACUCGGACCGACACUAGCGAACUGAGGAAGUUGGGAACUUCCUCAGAGGACGAACUCUUGGCCUCCAGCCAAGAGACGGUUGAUGGCAAAGCUGUGGGCCACAGCACGCCAUCAACCUUAAAUCAACCAUCCACAUCCGCUAAUGCCAAGGGGCAAAAGCGCCAAAACGCAAAAAAAGGCCCGUCCAGGUACAAGCUCUACCAGAGGUCUCUGACUAUUCUCGGAAGAAUAAGAAAAAAUGAGGCUGAAGGGAAAGCUCAUCCAAAGGACGCGGUCGAUAAGGCAAGGUGCCAAAAGGUGGUCGAUGAGUACCUGGCGUUCCAGGCCACCCAGAAGGCAGAAGCCGUGAAACGCAAUCGUUCGCAGGACGAAAGCGACAAACCAACGAAGAAGCCAAAAGUGUCGGUUCACACAGCUUCAAUACCAAAACCAACCAAACGCUCAUUUAAUGAGGUGGCACGGGAUCACCUGCAAAUAGCGUUGGUUGACGAAUUAACUAACCGCGGUAAACCUGCAUCGGAUAAGUGGUCCGAAAUCGAGGCACGGCUGUCCCGCAUUGUCGUCGAUCACGUCAUGGCGAAUCCGGAGAAUCAAGUGCCAGGAUUUGACUCAAUGGAGGUGGUCCGCGGAUACAGGGUGAUCAAGUGCGACGAUCAACUCUCCCUUAACUUCCUGCAAACAGUUGUGGGCAAAAUCCAGAGCGACUGGGAAGGUUUGAGGCUCAAACUAAUCCCGGCCAGCGAAAUCCCUCGACGGCCGAGGGCCCGCAUCUGGAUUCCAAACAUGGAAUUUGAAGCUAAGCAGCUUAUUCCAUACCUGCAGGCACACAACCGCACUGUUCCGAUGGAUGAUUGGAGUAUCAUCAAAGCGGAGGCUCCGCAAAAGAACAGUGUGUCCUUCCUUCUCCAAAUAUCGGAGGAGAGCAUCGAGCCACUGGGGAAAGUGGACAAUAAACUUCGGUUCGGCGUCAGGAAAACGCAACUGAAGAUAUUCCGAUCUGCAAAUCCGGAGGAUGAACAGGACGAGGUUGACGGCGCCAACGAGUUGCUCACAUGCAUGCAACUUGACGACGCCGCAUCCACCAAAAACGAUGGCGCUAAUGAGCAGCACCCGGAAGUGCAGCUUGACGACGCCGUCAAAUUGUAA